CCAUUUAUUCCAGUUGAGAAAAAAAAAACUUUUGUUAGUACGAUUCAGUCUGAUUAAACUUGUGACAAGUCAAUUAGCACUUUGCGUGGUUCUUAUUGACAUACCUGUAAAUUGAAAGAAUUUGUUUAAGUGGGACACGUCCGACGCACUCUUCCACUUGGUACACAUCGUUCAGUUAAUGUUUUUAUGUUGCUGUGCUACCAGUGCACUGAUUAGUUGGUAUUCGGAUAGAUCAGUAAUCAGUAACCAAACACCUUUAGAUUACAGUGUUUGAUAGUUUGUCACAAAGUACUCGAAGUGAUUUUCGUAAUAAAAUGCAUUUUUCACGAAAACUUUUUAUUGAAACAAUAUUGUUGACUGUUUGUGUCGGCGCGAGUAAACAGUCGGUCAUUGAUUUAUCGAAAUCGCAGUCGCCUCCGGACGUCCUAACAUCUACUACUUCAAAGCCAGAGGAUAACUUAGUUGCAGUAAAUGACACAAAUCACAGGAAAGGAAGAUUUGACUUCUUCCCUUUCUACACCAUCGGACGAUUCCCGAAUACGGCCUGCACAGGCAUCAAUGAUUUAACUGGUACAUGUGUACUGACUGGUGAAUGUUCUGAUGCUGGCGGAAUUGCGACAGGAUCUUGUACAACACUUACGGGUCAGGCUGUUUGUUGUGUUUAUCAGCAAACUUGUGGAGGAACGGCCAAUUACAACAACACGUAUUUCGUAAAUCCUAAUUAUCCUGGUUCUUGGGGAGGCGGUUCUACAUGCUCGAUUGUUGUUUCACCCGCCAGUGCUGAUAUUUGCCAAAUUCGAUUAGAUUUCCUUGAUCUAUCGUUAGCUCCUCCAAAUGGAGAUGGUGUUUGUAACAGAGAUGCUAUAUCAAUAACGGGCGGAUCGUCCUACGUUCCAACACUUUGUGGGAUGAACAGUGGACAGCAUGUGUACGCUACUUUUGACGGCAGUCAACCAAUAACGAUAAAUAUUGCUGCUUCGUCAUCGUAUACUUUUGGCAGAAAGUGGCAUAUGAUGAUCAACCAAAUUGACUGCAAUUCUGCUAAAUUGGCGCCGUCUGGAUGCCUCCAAUAUUACUCGGCAUCAAGCGGAGUAAUUCGAAGCUUCAAUUAUGGUUCAGGAGCUAAUUCAGCACUCAAUUCGGUCGGUGUUGAUGGAACGAGACAGAUCGCUAAUCUUAAUUAUGGGAUUUGUAUAGCUACAGCUGCUGACCAAUGCUCAAUCACAUACAGUACACUAUCUUCCGAUACAUAUUCGUUUACAGUUACUGGAGAUGUUGGUGCUGUGGAUCCAGCGCUAUUAGGAACAUCAGCACUACAAGAUCAAUCCUGUAGCACUGAUUACAUUGUCAUACCGAGUCCAUGGCAAAACAAUGCGGCUCUGACGAGUGAUCGCUUUUGUGGCCUGGGACUGGCUAGUACGACGAGUAACGCUUCUCCGUUUGUUGUAUAUGCCGUCACAGAUGGUAACGAGCAAAUGGAUAUUGGUAAUCGGGGAUUUUCGUUAUCAUAUUCGCAAAACGAAUGUCCUGUGAAUAUAGCGUAGUACAAUAAAUUUUUUAUACAA
Molecule: messenger RNA, 1565 nt
Organism: Bradysia coprophila
Lineage: Eukaryota; Metazoa; Arthropoda; Insecta; Diptera; Sciaridae
Source: RefSeq, a predicted model, not a curated record